This is a messenger RNA of Emiliania huxleyi CCMP1516, 552 nucleotides long. RefSeq lists its product as hypothetical. The transcript is spliced from 3 exons. The record is from RefSeq and is a predicted model, not a curated record. The coding region runs from base 1 to 552 and encodes 183 amino acids. Lineage: Eukaryota; Haptophyta; Isochrysidales; Noelaerhabdaceae.
AUGUCCUCCGCCGUGGCGCAGGCGCUGCCGCCGUCGAUUCUCGCGCUCUUCGCGCCUCGCCCGCCGCCCCCAUUCAAGCCGGCGCCUGAGAAGCGCAAGAUGCCGCGCUACGGCACGGUCGCGCACCUCGUCUCCGAGUUCGAGGAGCCGUCCGCGACGCCAGCGCCAAAGCCGGCCGCUGUGGUAGAGUCGAAGGAGGCGCGCCGCGCGCGCAAGGCCGAGAAGCGCAAGGCCAAGGGCGAGGCCGAUCUCGAGGCGAAGGUCGAGGCGUACGACCCGAACGAGGACAGCAAAAUCAAGGGCGACCCCUACAAGACGCUCUUCGCGAAGCUGAAGAAGGAGUUCGAGCAGUACCUCGUCCCCUCCGUGCUCUUUCUCUCCGUCUCGUUCCUCUCGCGAGUCUCUUUGGCAUCGGGCAUGGCGAUGCCGCGUGUCGCCGCGGCAACGAUCAUGCUCCUCACUCUCAACGGGCUCCGGGCGCAAGUUCAAGAGCAGAUGCCCGUUGGUGGUGAGUUCCGUGGCUGGAGCCAUGCCGUUGCGAACACCCUCUGA